Messenger RNA from Diplodia corticola, 2271 nucleotides. Its product is annotated as swr1-complex protein 4. Gene Ontology annotation, cellular component: NuA4 histone acetyltransferase complex; Swr1 complex. Bases 1 to 2271 code for a protein of 756 amino acids. The record is from RefSeq and is a predicted model, not a curated record. The transcript has 3 exons. Gene Ontology annotation, biological process: chromatin remodeling; negative regulation of transcription by RNA polymerase II; DNA repair. Gene Ontology annotation, molecular function: transcription corepressor activity. NCBI's taxonomy places the organism in Eukaryota, Fungi, Ascomycota, Dothideomycetes, Botryosphaeriales, Botryosphaeriaceae.
AUGGCGUCCAUGAACGACGCCCGCGACAUCAUGGGCCUGCAGCCCGGCGAGGCGCUGCCCAAACCACCGCCCGCGAAGAAGCAAAAGACGAGUCAACCAAAGCCGCGCAUGACUGGCAUAAAUCGCGAAGUGCAAGCACUUUACGGCGAGCGCGCGCCGCCCGUGGCGGUGGUCGAGGCGGGCAAGAGCUAUCAGCCGAAACGGAGGUGGGGCGCGAACAAGGGUCCGGCGGCGAAGUGGGCCCUCACGCCUUUCACGAACCCGGCGCGGACGGACGACCUGGUGCUCAGGCAUUGGAAGCGCUUGCAACCGAACGACGCCAACGGAGACGUGGCGAUGGGCGAUGCGGAGAACCAGGACGGCGGUGCUGAUGCUGCUGCCACUGCUGCUGCUGCCACCGCGGACCCCCGAAUCGAGACAAACUACGAGUACGCAAAGUUCAACGUCCAGCCCGAGGGUCCGGAGUACGAUGACGAGACAUACGAGGCGCACCUGCGCAGCGAGGAGUGGAGCAAGGAGGAGACGGACUAUCUGGUUGAGACGGUGAAGGACUAUUAUCACCGCUGGUCCAUCAUCGCGGAUCGCUACGACUGGCAGCCCCCGCAGCCGAAGGUGGACCUGGACGACGCCACCGCCGCCGACGAGGGUGGGGCUGUUGCGGCGCCGGCCAUGGCGCCGAAGGAGAGGACGAUGGAGGACAUGAAGGCACGGUACUACCAGAUCAGCGCGAAGCUGAUGGAGCUCAAGACGCCGAUCGCGUCCAUGACGAACGCCGAGUUCGGGCUGCACGAGAUCCUGACCCGGUUCGACCCGGACCGGGAGAAGCAGCGGAAGAAGGUGGCGUCGGCGCUCCUGGAGCGCACGGCGGACGAGAUCAAGGAGGAGCAGUACCUGCUGGGCGAGCUGCAGCGCAUCAACACCAACUACGAGAAGCUGUCGACGGAGCGCGAGGAGGUGCGGCAGCGGCUGUUCGCGCCGCCGACGCAGGGCAGCAGCAGCACGGCGUCGCAGUUCCAGAGCAGCCACGCGCUGUCGCAGCUCUUCAACCAGCUGCUGCAGCAGGACCGCAGCAAGAAGCGCAACGGCCGCCUGUCGCUCAACACGGCCGACGGCCAGCUCUCGACCCCGUCGGGCCAGCAGACGCCCAUGACGGCCGGCGGCGCCAACCACCGCGGCAGCGUCAUCGACGCCGGCCUCCCGUCGGCAACCAGCCAGGGCCGAGGCAGCCGGCAAUCCAUCCACACCCCCGGCGGCAGCGGCGGCGGCGGCGGCGGCAGCGGCGGUGGUGCCAACAACCAAUCCGUCCCCAACUCGGCAACAGCACCGCACCACCCGCACCACCCGUCCCAACCCCCGCGCGCGCUCACGCCGCGCGCCCAGCAGCGCCUCGGCGUGACGACGCAGCACGAGCAGCGUCUGGCGAGCGGCGUGACGUUCAAGAGCGACCGCCUGCACAAGCUGCGCACGGCCAAGUCGACGGUGCAGACGCAGAAGAUCCAGCAGGCGCUCGCGGAGCUGCGCGUGCCCGAGAUCAUCGCGCUGCCCACGCCCGCCGUCUGCGACGGCUUCGAGCAGCUGGUCAACAAGAUACACCGGCUGCUGGAGCUGCGGAAGCUGCUGGAUAAAGAAGAGGGGGAGGUGGCGGUCGCGGAGGGGGUGAGGAGGGAGAGGGAGAGGAGGGAGAGGGCGGAGAGGGGGGAGCCUGAGGAACCGGAGGAGGAGGCUGAGGGGGGUGAGGGGGAUGUGGGGGAGGGUGGUGCAGGGGGAGAUGGGGCGAAGAAGGGUGGCCAUGGCGGCCCUGGUGGUGCUGGUGCUGGAGAGGGCGGUCGGAAAAAUAUGGACGCGGGCGGUGGCGGCGGCGGCGGCGGCGGCGAUGAUGAUGCGGAUGCGGAUGCUGAUGCUGAUGCGGACGCGGACGCUGAUGUGGACGCCGAUGGCGAGGCCGAAGAAGACGAUGCUGAUGGCGAGGUGGACGAUUCGCAUCAUCAACAGCAACGGUCGGAUACUGCUGCUGCUUCUGCAGCCGCCGCCGCCGCGACGAAGACGGAAGAGGGGGAUACGGAGAUGAUGGAUGCUCCGCCCGCCGAGGACGAGGAUGACGACGAAGAUGACGACGAGGAGGAAGACGAGGACGAAGGGGAUGGCGCGAACGGCGUCAAGGAGGAGGUCGCUAGCCCCGCUACCAUGGCUGCUGCGGGAGGUGCGGAUAGGAGUGCGAGCGUGGCCAGUCAGAGGAGUGGCGGCGGGGCGGGGAAGAGGAAUCAGAAGUGA